CGUUGAAGCAAUUGGGCCUUCUUACGAGGGAGAAAUUGCACAUCAACUUCUCCCGGGUUGACUUCUCUCCACCAAUGUUGCAUGGCCGAGUGGAUAGCCGCAACUAGUUGAAGGGUUCGAGCUAGGGGGUAUAGUACACAUCGUUCACUCUGUAUACGUGUGUGUACGAGUGUACGGGUCGUGCCUACCACCACGUCCUCAAAAAUUCUCAGGCAAACAAAAUGGCAACAACAAUCAAAGCCUCCGUCCUCCACGGAGCCCGCGAUCUCCGCGUGGAAUCCCGCCCCCUCCCCUCCCUCUCCCCAACCGACGUCCUAAUCUCCAUCAAAUCCACCGGCCUCUGCGGCUCCGACCUGCACUACUACACCCACUUCCGCAACGGGGACAUCCAAGUGCACGAGCCUCUAACCCUCGGGCACGAGUCCUCGGGCAUCAUCACCGCCAUCGGCUCCAGUUCCUCCAUCUCCUCCGAUUUCGGUCUAAAAGUAGGCGACCGUGUUGCGCUGGAGGUUGGUCAGCCGUGCGAGGUUUGCGAAUUAUGUUCUCCUGCUUCUGGUUCUGGGGAAAAAGAAAGCAGAUAUAACAUCUGCCGCGCCAUGCGUUUUCGGUCUUCAGCCAAGGGGUGGCCGCAGUUUAGUCAUGCACAGGGAACCCUGCAGGAGGUGGUUGCCCACCCGGCAAAGUGGUGCCAUAAGUUGCCUGACGCUGUGGACUACACCAUGGGAGCGCUGGCGGAGCCGUUGGCUGUUGCUAUGCAUGCGGCGGGGAGGGCCCAGAUUGCCUCACUAGCGGGCCGGCUUCAAGGGAAGGAUAGCAGCAGUAGGGCGGCGAAGAUCCUUGUAUUCGGAGCCGGCGCGGUCGGGUUGCUCUGCGCUGCUGUUUGCAAGUCCAUCACCAAGGGGGAUGCGAUAGUGGUGAUUGCGGAUAUCCAGGCUGAUAGGGUCAAGUUUGCGGUGGAGAAUGGGUUUGCUGAUGCGGCGGUUGUGGUUCCCGUGCCGGAGAAGAGGCCGGAGACGAUAGAGGAGAAGCUGGAGUAUGCGAAGGGGGUGGCGGAGAGGGUUAAGGCGGCUGAGGUGGUGGAGGGCAGGCAGGUGGGGGAGGUCAAUGUUACUUUUGAGUGUACGGGGGUGGAGAGUUGUUUGCAGAGUUCGAUUUAUGCGACGGCGCCGGGCGGCAAAAUCAUGAUCAUCGGCAUGGGUAAUCCCAUCCAGACGCUACCCAUCUCGGCCGCUUCGCUGAAGGAGGUUGAUCUCUUGGGCGUGUUUCGGUAUGCGAAUGCCUAUCCGAAGGUGAUUGAGCUGUUGGCUAGCGGUGAUCCGCAUCUGCCUGACCUGUCUAGGCUGGUGACGCAGCGGUAUAAUGGUCUGGAAAGUAUCCCCAAGGCAUUCGACAUGGCGGCUAGCGUGAAGGACGAUGAGGGGAAUUUGGUGUUGAAAGUUAUGGUUGAUAUGUAGAAGAGUGGAUGGAGGCAAAUGGUGUUAGUGUACAGAAAAGAGGAAUACAGUUGGAUAAAAUAAAUGAAGACGUGUCAGAGAUUUGCUUGAGUUGCGGUUCCUAGAGGCACUGUGGACAUUGUAAGAAACAUACCUAGCAAA
Molecule: messenger RNA, 1595 nt
Organism: Neurospora tetraspora
Lineage: Eukaryota; Fungi; Ascomycota; Sordariomycetes; Sordariales; Sordariaceae
Product: chaperonin 10-like protein
Exons: 4
Coding region: 222-1454 (410 amino acids)
Biological process (GO): D-sorbitol catabolic process
Molecular function (GO): L-iditol 2-dehydrogenase (NAD+) activity; zinc ion binding
Source: RefSeq, a predicted model, not a curated record